GUACCCACAACACGAACUCUAUGGACAAGACUUACAGCACUGAGCACAUUAAAAACGAAUCUGGAAAAUAUGUUCCGUGCCUACCUACUUUCGUAAUUUAUCCAAUUAGUUAAAAAUCUAGAUAGUAAAACUAAAUUAUAAUGCACCAAUAAAAAUAUCUAAACAGAAAUAAAUACUGAUUUUAAUUAACAGGGUUUUACUGAAUCAAAAUGUUAGUUAGUUUCAUAAGGAAGUUUAAAAUUGUGAUUCUGUUUAGCUUAUUUUUUUUCUAUUUAGGAUGUGGUAUCACAUUGAGCCUUAUUCGUCUUGAUUGUGCGGAUGCCGUUACUAAAACUUUUAAAUCAGAUCCAGAUAUUACCACAUCAAGUGAUGGCAUUGAAUAUGCUGUGCUUGUGUUCAGCGGACCAGAAAAUAAGAAUAAAAGAGAUGCUAUCAGAUCUACAUGGGCGAAAUUAGCGAAUAAUAUAUUUAAAGAAAAUGGAGAGAAACUGUACAAAUGGAACCAUACCAAAAUCAGUAGACAAAACCAACAAAAUAUUAUUAAAUUAUAUUUCGUGAUAGGAUUACAGAAACUAAGUCUACUGGAAAUAAUGAAACUGAAUGAUGAAAAUAGCAGAAGUAAUGAUAUGCUUUUAAUUGAUGAUCUCCAAGAUUCCUAUGAUAAUUUAACAUCCAAAGUAUUAAAAGCAUUGAAGUGGUUUAGUGAAAAUUUAAAAAAUCUUCGAUACUUGAUAAAAUGUGAUGAUGAUUCAUUUGUUAGAAUAGAUUUGAUAGUGAGAGAUCUGGAAGCAUUUGCUCCGAAAAUGGAUGGAGAAGAAAUAAAAUCAUUUGUUUCGUAUAAGGUUGGUUGGUUGAAAUCUCAUUCUGCAUAUAAUGGAUUAUAUUGGGGAUAUUUCAGUGGAAAAGCCAAAGUGUUUAUGUCUGGCAAGUGGAAAGAGACAGAUUGGUUCCUUUGUGAUAACUACUUGCCUUAUGCUCGUGGUGGAGGAUAUGUUAUAUCUCGUAGCAUAGUCGAUUUCGUUGGUAAAAAUGCUGAAUUAUUGAGUCAUUACAAUUCUGAAGAUGUGUCAAUGGGAGUGUGGACAGCACCAUUAGACAGAAUCAAUAGGGUUCAUGAUGUCAGAUUUGACACUGAAUGGAAGACUAGAGGUUGCUUGACAAAUAUGUUAGUUCGACAUAAACAAACCCCAAGUGAUAUGUUUCAGUUAUUUAAAAAUUUGAUUAAUUCACAUGGCAAUAAACUUUGCAAACAUGAAAGUACGGAAAGGAAAUCAUAUCAUUACAACUGGAAUGUUCUUCCUAGUGAAUGCUGUCACUAACUUGAAAUAAUUUGAAUAAAAGUUUUGAAUGCGAAUGUGACAACGCUAAUUAAAGUUAUAUAUUGGAGAUUGGAGUAGGUGACUAAAAAGUGUCGUAAAGCGAACCAUAUCAGCACUCUCUAUCAAGUAUCUACAAUUUUUUUCUUAGAUGGGUGAGGGAACUUAAGGCCUACCUGGUGUAAAAUAGUUACAGGAACCUAUAGAUAUAACGUGACUACCCCCAUAAACCUUUAGACUUAUAAGGCCAGUCUCAAUUGUAAGGUAAAGUACUAAAAUUGAAAUUUUUGGCGGGUUUGUUACUUUAACACAAUGUUAAAAUAAACCUUUGUGUGGAAGUCAUUCACAUGAACAUAAGUAUGUAUUUCAUUAGAGAAACUGGUACCAGUCUGCGGGAUUUGAGAUGCGUGUAGUCUCAUUGCUUGAGGCGAGUACACCAGGCGUCUUAUCUUUUAGGCCACGAAGUCUCAUUGGUUUUUAGAUUUUGGUAUUAAAUCUUACCAGAUCAACAUAGUUGAUAUCAUAAUCAUGUUUCGAGUUACUCCGAAACAUUCAGUAUAUUUAACUCGAUCUUUAUCUUGAGGCACAAACAAUGUAAAUUGUAGAACAGUCAAACUAGUCAACUAGUCUUUAUACGAAUUAUAAUAAAUAAAACAUAAUGCAAA
Bombyx mori (domestic silkworm) is the source of this 1981-nucleotide messenger RNA. It is a transcript of the gene beta3GalTII, whose product is annotated as beta-1,3-galactosyltransferase 6. NCBI's taxonomy places the organism in Eukaryota, Metazoa, Arthropoda, Insecta, Lepidoptera, Bombycidae. The record is from RefSeq and is a predicted model, not a curated record. Gene Ontology annotation, cellular component: Golgi membrane. Gene Ontology annotation, biological process: glycosaminoglycan biosynthetic process. Gene Ontology annotation, molecular function: UDP-galactosyltransferase activity. The coding region runs from base 210 to 1319 and encodes 369 amino acids. The transcript is spliced from 3 exons.